Molecule: messenger RNA, 2607 nt
Organism: Clupea harengus (Atlantic herring)
Lineage: Eukaryota; Metazoa; Chordata; Actinopteri; Clupeiformes; Clupeidae
Gene: cipcb
Product: CLOCK interacting pacemaker b
Biological process (GO): negative regulation of circadian rhythm; negative regulation of DNA-templated transcription
Cellular component (GO): nucleus
Source: RefSeq, a predicted model, not a curated record
UAAGGUUAGCUGGAGCACAAAGACAGCAAUCAUAUAUCAAAAUAUUUUACAUAUCGCUUGUUUAUGGGCCAGUGAAGACCUUCAGAUUCAAUGAUAAUCAUAAUAUGUGCGUUUUGACUCUACUUUUCUCUAAAAAGUAAUUUGCGAAUAGAAAUGAGGAGGAUCUUGAGAAGCGUUCCUGUUGACAUGUGAUUCAGCUGUCAGGAGUACAGCGUAUGCCCACAGUCCCGUGUACAGCACUGUGUACCCAGUAACGCAAGCCACCAGACUCAGCUGACGCGACGGUGCCAAACAAACGGUCGUGAUUCUGAAAAUUGAGAGACCAUUGAAAGUUGGGGUGUGACCAGUGCCGACGUGACCAGCACCGAGGGCAGGGCCAACAUGAGCACCAAGAGGAAAGAGGAGAGCUCGUCACGGACGAUGGGCAAGUCCCGCACGGAGGAGAGCUCGUCACGGGCGAUGGGCAAGUCCCGCGCCAAGAGGCCCGAGCAGUCGAGACGAGAGUCUGAGAGGGACUCCGGCUUCUCAGAUGCGAGCUCGGAGUAUUUGAGUGGCGUGGGCAAGGCAGAGUCGGACGAUGCGUCUCAGCCCUCCCAGCUGGCCGUGGUCCGAGGCUUCUCCCCUAACCUGUCCCCUAUGAUCCUCAUGAACAACGUUCUUCUCAAGCAGCCCAGUCCUCCCAGCCUUAAGCGCUGGGGCUUCAGCCCUGGCGUGGAGAUGGUGCAGCCGCCUCAGGUGGUCUUCCUGCAGCCCGUGGUCUCUGCCUGCGGACCUCCUGCGUCCACAGAGCCCCCCUCCAAACGCCGGCGCCACAAGAAAUACCUCCCCAUCCUGAAGUCCUACCCAAAAAUUGCCCCCCACCCGGGUGAUGGCCCCCAUCAGACCAGCAGCAGCAGCAGCAGCAGCACGGCGUCCAGCUCCUACUCAGUCGCCUCCUCUGUGAAGAGCUGCCGCUUGUCCUCCGGCCGCCAGGAGCGCCAUCGCUCCUCCACCCCAUGUUCUACGCCUCAUCGCAGAGACAAAAAGGCCAGUGUUUCCGGUUCCUCCACCCCAUGUUCUACGCCUCAUCGCAGAGACAAGAACCCCAGUGUUUCCGGUUCCUCCACCCCAUGUUCUACGCCUCAUCGCAGAGACAAGAACCCCAGUGUUUCCGGUUCCUCCACCCCAUGUUCUACGCCUCAUCGCAGAGACAAGAACCCCAGCGUUUCCGGUUCCUCCACCCCAUGUUCUACGCCAGCAUCACCACUCCACCCCCAUAUCACCCUCACAGACUCCACCCCUCCUCGCAUCCCCGCCCCCGAGCGUCCUGCUCUCAUCUCCAGGUCCGAGUCGGUUCCGUUGGACAUAUGCAAAUCCACAGACUCUAGGACCCUGGAGUUCUCCCCCCCGCAGACGCCGACGGAGAGCGGCGGGAGUAGCCCCAGUGUCUGCGGCGACACCAACCAGGACGGCGACGGCGACGCCGGCACAGACUCCGACGGCAGCAAGCGGAAGCGCUUCUGCAACACCUACAACAUCCUGAGCAAGUCGGGCCUGCUGGACAUCACGCUGCGCACCAAGGAGCUGAUCCGGCAGAACCGGCGGACGCAGGGCGACCUGGAGCGACUCCGCGAUCACACCAAGCUCUUCAUGGAGGUGCUGAGGAGCGGAGACAUCGGCGUGUUCGAUCAGCUCCAGAACAGCAUGCAGGUGGACACCGAGCGGGAGAAGAACGCGUAGAACGACGUGGUUAUGCCUCGGGACAGACAGACAGACAGACAGACAGACAUACAGACAUUGGGAGCAAAGCAUAUCCCUGGACAGAUGUGUCCUGCUGUGACUGCAGAUGUGUCCUGUGACUGCAGAUGUGUCCUGUGACUGUCUUUUUCAAACUGAACUAGAGUUACUAGUGACCGUGGGCUGAUCUUUGCCCCGAUGCUGAAGCUUGUGUCCAGUCAGAGUGUGGAUCAGUAGGUCCAAAGAAAAAAGGGACGUUGGCUUUACUCGAAGAGUGCAAAAUACUAUAAUGUGUGAUAAUCAGAGUUGAAGUGUUUCUAAAAGAGUGUUAGAGUCGUGUGGGUUCCUAGGGAGCCAUAAGGUGGGGGUCCCCUUGGCCAGCUGGGUGAGGGUUAAGGCGGGGGUCCCCUUGGCCAGCUGGGUGAGGGUUAAGGCGGGGGUCCCCUUGGCCAGCUGGGUUAGGGUUAAGGCGGGGGUCCCCUUGGCCAGCUGCACAACCAGGCUGAGAUGAUGACGCUGGGGACUGCCAUGCCUAAAGGAGAAGGGUCUCAUCUAUGGUAGCACAGAGCUGACAAGCACACACACACACACACACACACACACGCACACGGGGAAAUGCUUUGACACACACUUGGCAUGUAACAAGCCUUAAUUCUGAUCAAGAACCUAUUGUCAGUCAUUUUUUCUUCCCAAACAUCUUGUGAUUUGGCCAUCAACACUGUCUGACAUCUCUGCUCCUGACUGGAAUCCUGAAAGCCUUUUGCACGUUCAGGUUGUGUGUGGCCUAUUUUUCUGCAAAACAUUAAGGUGUUUCAUUUGUGUAGAUAUGUCCCCGGAGAGAGGAGAGUGAAAUAAUUUUGUGUGAGGAAUGCGACAAUUUUCAUGAAAGAG